UAGCACAUGGAAGUUUCAUGAGUUACCAGUUACCACCACUCGUGUUCCAAUCUACUACACUUAAUAUCGGUGUUGUGAUUUGCAAUAGAUAACUAACUUUCAAGUCUCCUUACAACCAAAGAAAAACGGCCAUUUUGUCACGGCUGACGUCUUCACUUUCUCUCCUUCUCUUUCCUCCAAGAAAACUACUAUAAGACUCCCUCAGCUUCAACCCAAUCUUUGCUUCAACUGUUACAACAACACUCUCUAGUUUACCACUCAAGAAAUCCAGAGUUAGCACUUGUAUAUCAGUGACAAUGGCCGCCAAUGUUGCGCGAGAGAUUUUACCUCCGGCUCUGGAUUCUACCUCUGACCCUCCUGCAAUCUUUGAUGGUACAACAAGGUUGUAUAUAUCAUACACUUGUCCAUAUGCACAGCAUGUGUGGAUUACCCGGAACAGUAAGAGAUUACAGGAGAAGAUUAAACUGGUUCCUAUUGAUCUGAAGAACAGGCCUGACUGGUACAAGGAGAAAGUUUACCCACCGAACAAGGUGCCAUCAUUGGAACACAACAAUGAAGUUAAAGGAGAAAGUCUUGAUUUGAUCAAAUAUAUUGAGAGUCACUUUGAAGGGCCUUCACUUUUCCCUGAUGAUCCCACUAAGAAGGAAUUUGCAGAAGAGCUGUUUUCCUAUACUGACACAUUCAGUAAGAUUGUAGUUUCUUUCAUGAAAGGAGAUGGAAAUGAACCUGAUGCUGCAUUUGAUCAUAUUGAAACAGCUCUAUCCAAAUUCAAUGACGGGCCAUUUUUUCUUGGACAGUUUAGUCUAGUGGAUAUAGCAUAUGCUCCAUUCAUAGAAAGAUUUCAACCUUUCUUAUUGGAAGUAAAGAGAUAUGACAUAACUGCCGGCAGGCCAAAACUGGCAGCUUGGAUUGAGGAGAUGAACAAAAAUGAGGCUUUCAAUCAGACCCGGCGUGAUCCAAAGGAGCUUGUUGAAAUAUACAAGCAACGUUUCAUGUCUCAGCUCUGAACAUCGGGUAUUCAGUAUCACCGGCCAGCCUCAUAAUCAACCAGAUAAAUCCGUUCGAACCUACAAUGUCUCUUCAAUUAUCUUCUAUUCAAGCUAGGCUGGAAUAAUAAUUAUGUGGAGAAUAAUGUACUGUGUUUUAGAAAAAUUAGGUUGGAAAACUUCGCAAAAUGACCAGUGUACUCCGGCACAUUAAUGAAUAGUAUUGUAUUAUU
This is a messenger RNA of Mangifera indica (mango), 1219 nucleotides long. RefSeq names its product glutathione S-transferase L3-like. Gene Ontology annotation, molecular function: glutathione transferase activity. The record is from RefSeq and is a predicted model, not a curated record. The coding region runs from base 297 to 1007 and encodes 236 amino acids. The transcript has 10 exons. Lineage: Eukaryota; Viridiplantae; Streptophyta; Magnoliopsida; Sapindales; Anacardiaceae.